This is a messenger RNA of Eurypyga helias (sunbittern), 945 nucleotides long. RefSeq names its product stomatin (EPB72)-like 2 (gene STOML2). NCBI's taxonomy places the organism in Eukaryota, Metazoa, Chordata, Aves, Eurypygiformes, Eurypygidae. The transcript is spliced from 8 exons. Gene Ontology annotation, cellular component: membrane. The record is from RefSeq and is a predicted model, not a curated record. Bases 124 to 945 code for a protein of 273 amino acids.
CGCUCCCAGCAGCUGCAGCGUCCGGCGUGGCUGACCCCGGCACCGCACCGCUCGAGCUCUGGCCUGCCCGUCAACAUUGGCGUGCUCUUCGUGCCGCAGCAGGAGGCUUGGGUGGUGGAGAGGAUGGGCAAGUUCCACCGAAUCCUCGAGCCUGGUUUGAACUUCCUCAUCCCUCUGCUGGAUCGGAUCCGUUACGUGCAGAGCCUCAAAGAAAUCGUCAUUAACGUCCCAGAGCAGUCAGCUGUCACCCUGGAUAACGUCACCCUGCAGAUUGACGGUGUGCUCUACCUGCGGGUUAUGGAUCCCUACAAGGCCAGCUACGGGGUGGAAGAUCCUGAGUAUGCAGUGACCCAGCUGGCCCAGACCACCAUGAGAUCUGAACUUGGCAAACUCUCCCUUGACAGAGUCUUCCGGGAGCGGGAGUCCCUCAACGCCAACAUCGUGGAUGCCAUCAACCAGGCCUCGGACUGCUGGGGCAUCCGGUGCCUGCGCUAUGAGAUCAAGGACAUCCACGUCCCCCCUCGGGUGAAGGAAUCCAUGCAGAUGCAGGUGGAAGCAGAGCGACGGAAGCGGGCGACAGUGCUGGAGUCAGAGGGGACGCGGGAAUCGGCUAUCAACGUGGCUGAGGGGCAGAAGCAGGCGCAGAUCCUGGCAUCCGAAGCUGAGAAGGCCGAACAAAUCAACAAAGCUGCUGGAGAGGCCAACGCCAUGCUGGUCAGGGCCAGGGCCAAGGCGGAGGCCAUUCAGCUCCUGGCAGCUGCUCUGGCUCAGCAGCACGGCAGCGCUGCCGCAUCGCUCUCUGUGGCAGAGCAGUACGUGAGCGCCUUCUCCAAGCUUGCCAAAGAUUCCAACACCCUCCUGCUGCCCGCCAACACCGGCGACGUCACCAACAUGGUCGCACAGGUCGGUGUGGUCGGGGGGAGCCCGUUUGCCUGGGGCGGGUGA